AUGAUGGAAAGGGCCGGGAAGGAUGCACAGGCACUUGACUUCAUCGAGGUUGCUGCCAAAGAGAACAGAACCUCCAAGGAUCCAUCUUGUGGCUACAGACCUUUGAAGUCUUGGAGGCUGCAGCAACUGCUCGAUGGAAGCGUGGACACUUUCCUGAGGCAGUUAUCUGGUAUCAGCCUGGCUGCAGCGAUGUCCCAGAAGAACCUCAAGAAGCCUCAGUCCAAGCCCAAGGCAUCCGACAAGGAGGAGAAGCAAAAGGAGGAUGCAGAGCUGGACAUUGAAGCUUUGGCGAAAAACUACAAGACCAACCUCAAGAAGGGCCUCACCGGCAAAAAGGCUGCUGAAAUCCUGGAAAAAGAUGGUUUGAAUGAGUUGGAGAAGCCGCCCAAGCCAACUCUGCUGAUGCUCUUCCUCAUGCAGCUCACGAGCUUCAUCAUCAUCCUCCUCAUGGUGGCAGCCGUCGCCUCCAUCCUUGUGAACGCCACGGGCCCCAAGGCCGCAGACCCCCUCUCAUACACCACAGGCAUUGCUAUCGGAAUCAUUGUGCUGAUCAAUGCCGGCAUUGCGGCAUGGACAGAGCACAAAGCUGGCGAUGCUCUGGAAGCGCUUUCGAAGAUGACGCAGGCCAACAUCUACGUCCUUCGUGAUGGAAAAGAGGUCCAGAUACCAGUUCCAAGCGUGGUGUGUGGCGACAUCGUCGUCUUGGGAACCGGCGACGUGGUGCCUGCAGACCUGAGGCUUUUCGAGGCUAAGGACUUCAAGGUCAGCGAGAUGGCGCUCACAGGCGAGCCUGAUGACGUUGCCAAGACCUCGAAGGUGAAGGAGAAGAAAGAUGGUCAGCCCGAGAAGCUCACGCCCGAGACCAUGGCAUUCUCUGGCUGCAGCAUCACCAGCGGCCUUGGCCGUGGCCUCGUCACGGACACCGGCAUGAACACCCGCAUCGGUCGCAUCGCCAAGCUGAUCGCUGGCGAGGAUGGAGGUCAGAAGACCACUUGUUUCUGUUUCCCGGACACCUCUGGAAGCCAAACACCCCUGCAGCAGAAUCUGAACAAGCUAGGCGCACGCAUCGGCAUCCUUGCCAUCGCGAUUUGUGUCGGUAUUUUCAUCAUCGGCUGGGUCUCAGAUCGCAAAGACCCCUCGAGUCCUGACAGCGCGGCCUGGCUCUACAUGAUCCUGGUGUCCGUGACAUUGGCAGUCGCCGCCAUUCCAGAGGGCAUCCCACUUUGCGUCACGAUCUCCCUUUCGAUCGGAUGUUCGGACAUGGUAAAUCAGGAGGUGCUGGUUCGGAAGCUUGCUGCAGUGGAGACUCUGGGUUCGGCUUCUGUGAUCUGCAGUGACAAGACGGGAACGCUCACCGAAGGCAAGAUGACCAUGGUUGGCAUGUACACUGCCGGAGUGACAUACGAUGUGACAGGCAAAGGAUUCGACCCGGAGGUAGGCCAAGUCCAGCGCAGUGGCAGCACGUCCAACAGCGGGAAGGACAUGGGCGUGAAGAGCAAUCUGCUUGCAGCCAUCUUGUGCUGCAACACGACACUCUCGAAAGAGAAGGAUGAGGAGGGAGUGAUGAAGUGGACACCCAAGGGCAACUCGUCCGAGGCGCCGAUCGUGGUCGCCGCACGCAAAGUCGGCUUAUCGGAGAAGAUUGCCGACGAAUACCCUCGCGUGCUGGAAGUACCCUUUUCGUCCUCGCGGAAGAUGAUGCUGACGGUGUCCCGCGUGAAGGGUGCAGAGCUUUGCCCGGGUGGGAUGCCGCUGCCCGCAGGCACCAACUACUUGGCCGUGUGCAAGGGUGCGCCCAAUUACAUCAUUGACCUCUGCUCCGAACAGCUCAAGGAGGAUGGCAGCGUCGCGAAGCUCACGGACGAUGACAAGAAG
Molecule: messenger RNA, 1875 nt
Organism: Symbiodinium necroappetens
Lineage: Eukaryota; Dinophyceae; Suessiales; Symbiodiniaceae
Source: the annotation of a GenBank genome assembly